AUGGUGAUGUGGCUGCAGGCGUGCAAUCAGAAGAUUUUGGUGGGCCAAUCCGCCGUGAAUGACAAGAGUUUGCGCUCGCACAUCAUCUUUCGUAUUGUCGUCAAGAGCAAGCAGAAGGACGUCCCAAGGAGACUUUUGCAGGAAGACGGGCAUCGAGCAAUGCUCGUCUCUAGCUUGGAAUUUUUGAAUUAA
Molecule: messenger RNA, 192 nt
Organism: Peronospora matthiolae
Lineage: Eukaryota; Oomycota; Peronosporomycetes; Peronosporales; Peronosporaceae
Source: the annotation of a GenBank genome assembly